Messenger RNA from Vespa crabro (European hornet), 3419 nucleotides. RefSeq lists its product as uncharacterized. Bases 1606 to 3318 code for a protein of 570 amino acids. NCBI's taxonomy places the organism in Eukaryota, Metazoa, Arthropoda, Insecta, Hymenoptera, Vespidae. The record is from RefSeq and is a predicted model, not a curated record. The transcript has 3 exons.
UAUAUAUAUAUAUAUAUAUACAUACAUAUAUACAUAUAUGUAUAUAUAUAUAUAUAUAUAUCCUCCAAAGACCAACCAAAAAAAAAAUCCCCUUUGGAGGAGUGUCAUUACUUUUAAAUAUCUUCCCUAUCACGACGCACGAUUUUCUCAAAUCAUUGACGAUCCCAUAAUGACAAUAUCGGCAGCACGAGCGAUUAUGUUCUGUUUGAAACGCUUAUGGUCACUGGCCUAUGUCAGUAGCUACUUUUUGCAUGCUCCUGCCUUUAGAAUAGUACGUGAAUAUAAGGGUAUAGAGAAAAAAUAGUAGAUGACGAUAAAUGAUGUAUAAUAUUAUCGACAUUGUCACGACGUCGAUCAACCUUUCUUAUCUUACAAUUAGUUAGAAAAACGGAUACACGAUACGAUGAUACUUUGCGAGUCAUUUUUCUACAUUAGUCGUAACUCGGUUGUGCGUAUCGAUAUAUAUAUAUAUAUAUAUAUAUAUAUAUAUAUAUAUAUGUAUGUGUGUGUGUGUCGAAAAGUAUUUCUUGACAAUGGGUACAAGUGAACGAAGAGAUCAGCCGAGUAAAUCUUUUCAGCCAAAAAAAGAUUUGGUGGUUUCUAAUUUUUAGCGUAAUUUAAGACUUAAAUAUUAAGACUAUUUAAUAAAACACUAAUUAUUGCCGUUUACACUUAAUCACGAGUAUAUUGUCGAAAUUCUUUUUAAGAGAUUAAAAAGAGGAGUAUCAUCUCAAAGAGAUGUGUGUGCCAAAUAUCUCGAUAUUACUUGUUUUAUUAUUUUUAACGAAAAUUUAGGAUAUUUUUUUCUUUUCUUUUUUUUUUUUUUUUUUUUUUUUUAUUAAAUCCUCACAUAUAUUUCUUUUAUUAUUGAUUCAAUUCUUAUUACUUGUUUAAAUUUUCUCUAUAUUAAUGAAAAUUUAUAAAAAUCAGUAUUAUUAUUUCAAGCGUAGUUUAUGUACAGUUAAGUGUUUAUAUAUUAAUAUUAUAUAUAAUUAAUGAAUAAUAUUUCUAAAUGCAUUAUGCAUUCGUUAUUCGAUAUAGUUAAACUAUCAAAACAUUUUGUUACGAGUUCAUCGGAAAAUCAAUAAAGCGAAUAAAAUGAUCAAUUAAUUUGUAAAUUAUUUACCAAUCCAUAUUCUUCGUCUUUUCCGUUUAAAGUAAUUUUAUAAAACCAAUUAACCUUGUCCUUCUAUAUCUCGCUUUAGAUAUUAACAAAAUAAAAACAGAUUUUCUAUUCCACCUACGGUCUGGAGAUUAAAAAUAUAAAUUAAAAAUAUAGAUUAAAUGACACGAAUAAAUGAGACAUACGUUCUAUGGUGAAAGCUUUAUUAAAUAUAAUAUGUAUAAUUCUUAAAAUACCAGCUUAUGAGAAUGAAAUUGUAAGAAGGCAAGUGCACUUCCAUUCGUUCGAAAGAAAAUCGUAUCGGUUAAUUAUAAUCCAUAUGUACAUACAUACAUACUUACAUGUAAUAGAAAAGAGAUUAUUCUAAUUAGACUGUUUCAACUUCGGACAGAUCAUAAUCCUUAAGACUUUGCAAAUAUUAUCGACCUGUAAAUCCUUUAAAUACGACUAUCGUAAUGAAAAUUUAAUCAUUUGAUAGAGCCAUGUCACGACAAUCGGUAGUUCUAUCGUUUCUCUCUUGUUUUUUAUUCGUUACGUUGAACAGCGUAACGUCUAAAGUACUUCCCCCAUCGUUAUGGACAAGCUAUCCUUCAAAAUCAGUUUAUUCGAGAUCACUCGGACCACCUGUACCUGGGUAUAGUACAAUAAACGUACCGUAUAUGUCCAAAUCACCACUUUUUCCUAAAUUCGUUGAUCCGAAAGCUAUGAUCUCUAAAAAGACUGAUUUAUUGAACAAUCUUUUUGGUGGAAUGGGUACGAUUCCCUGGACUGCAGAUAGCUCCAAAUUGUUACCAAAUAGUCCUUUUCAAUAUCUUACGGCGGACGAACAAAGUGAUUCCCCUGAGACGAAAAUGAAUGAUAUUGCUCAAUUGUACGAAAUUUCGAAAUUUAAAUCUACUCUACCGUCGCAGGAAGCUAAGAGAAGCGUGACCUUGUUCGCAAACGAUCCAGAAUCUCCAUUGAAAAAUACAGUGUUGAAUGAUAAUACCGAGCUAAAAGAUUCUAAUUUGUUAAAGAAUGAUGACAAUUCAAAUCCCGAGGAUAGUCAAACGCCUGAAAAAGAGAGCAAUCCUAAUGUGGUAAAGGAAUAUCUCCCAGGAAUGUUUCCUCCUGUUGCAAUGGAUCCGUCGAUGUUUAUUGAAAAAAAAUAUUCCUUUUUGGACACGCUAUUUAAAAAUCUUCCAACGAGUAGCACUAUUCCUAGUUUUACCGAACCAACACCAAAAAGUACCAUCGUACCACCUGAAUUUUGGAUUCCAAACUCUCUGAUCGUUAGUCCAACGGAAUAUAAUGAAAAAGUAUCGGCGUUCUUGGAUAAAUUAUACGAAAAUUUAACAUUAAACAAGACUGAAGCUGAGAAUGAAACAUCUUCAGUUUCUGGAACGAGAACAGCAAGAUCAAUCGAGGAUGUAUCUUCUAUCAUCGCUGCUAAAGACGCUUUCGUAAAUGCGAUACUAUUGCAAUUAAGUGUUUUAAAGAAUGAAAUGAUCUCGGUUCUAAAUGAUACGCUGACUUAUCAAAAAUCCUCAAGCGUACCUUCUCCAAUAUCAAAGAAACCAUUUCUACCAAGUAUGUGGAUGAAGCCAACAGUGGACGCGAUGUUACCUUUGAAGCAAAAAAUGGCAUUUCUUGAUCAAAUGUUCGACAUGUUGCUCGAUUUACAAAAGAAUGUAUCUGCAAAUAUUCUAGAAACCGUAAAGUCUGAACUGAAUGUACAAGGUGAUGUUCAAUCGUUAAAUUUAACCGACGAAUCUUUGACAAGUACUGACGAUAGCUUGUUAAAUGAGCUUCUUUUAGAUACCAUUAAGCAAAGUUUAGCACAAAGUGUUCAAUAUCCAACAGCUCCUUCUAAAGAUACUGUCAAAAAAGUAGCUCGAUCAUCGCCAAGCACAACAUCAUUUUGGGUUGCUUAUCCGGAGAGUACUCAUACCGUUGCUAAACGACACACUCCUGAAAAUAAUUUUCAAUAUCCCUUACAAAGAGGAAAUAAAUUUAAUUAUUCAAAAGACAAACUGGAUCCGAGCCAAUCCGCGGAAAUGUUACAGAAAUAUGACAAGGGAGAUACCGACUUUGAUUAUGAUAUCGAUGGGCAAAGAGAGAAUAUAGAGAAAUUUAAAAGAUAUGUUAAGUGGAUGAAAUAUAUUAUGAACGAACACAAAGAAGGCAAGCAUCAUCAUCAUCAUUAUUAUUAUUAAGUUGUUUUAAGAAUCUAUAAAUAUUAUUAUUAUUAUAUCUCGUAAUUCGAAAUAUUAAGUUGAAACUAAAGCUUGUAGAUGAUAUUGAUUCUAUAAAUAAA